AUGUCCACGGACGACUGUAUCUCGCGCCGCGCCGUCGGAUAUCUUCCAGAGGCCCCCAAGUUCUUCGAUGUUCUCAAUGACCUGUGGCACCCCGAAACAAAUCCCAAUGGCGUCCUCAAUCUCGGGCUGGCUGAAAAUGGCCUAAUGCAGACAGAAAUGACCGAAUUUAUCAACUCCCAUCCUUGUGCUAGCCCUCAUGCAUUGACAUAUGGCGACGGGUUCACUGGCUCCAAGCAGCUGAAGAAGGCUUGGUGUCAGUUGUUGAACAAAUACUCCAACCCUUGCAUACCGAUAAUCGCAUCGCACCUGCAUGUUACACCGGGAGUAGGCAACGCUCUCGAAUGUUGUGCUUGGUCUCUCUUUGACCAAGAAGAUCAAGUGCUUGUCGGUCGGCCUUAUUGGACUGCCUUUAAUUACAUCUUUGGGAUCCGAGCCGGGGUCCGAGUUCGAGAGGUCUCAUUUCGUGGCACUGAUCCAUUUAGUCUAGAGGCCGUCCAAGAGUAUGAGAAAGAGUAUUUGCAAGCACAGAAAGAGGCAAGAUGUGUCAAGGCCAUAUUGCUAUGCUCUCCACAUAACCCGCUCGGCCGCUGUUACCCCAAAGACGUCCUGAGAGCAUAUAUGAGCCUUUGCGGGAAACUUGGACUGCAUCUCAUUGUCGACGAGAUAUACGCACUAUCUGUGUUUGAGAACGCCAAAAUGCGAAAUGCUGUCCCAUUCACUUCAAUUCUUUCCCUACAGGCCAAUGGACUCAUGGAUCCUAGAAAAGUCCACGUUCAGUGGGGACUUAGUAAAGAUUUUGGGGCUACUGGUCUGCGCAUUGGCUGCCUUAUCAGUCAAUCGAAUGAAUUGUUCCUCAAGUCGCUUGAGGGUUUCUCUCUUUUUAACUUCCCCUCUAGCCUUGCUGAUAAGGCGGUUGCCUCCCUGCUCUUGAAUGCGGAGUACACUCAACAGUAUAUCACAACCUAUCAAUCACGUCUUACAGAGAGUUACAAGCAUGUAACUGAAUUUCUAGACGAACAUGGGAUCGUAUAUACGGAGUCAAAUGCUUCAUUAUUCUUGAUGGUAAAUCUCUCGUCUGUGGGUAACCGCCGAUUUUCCAACGAUGACUACAUUCUCGGCCUUCUGAGGCAGAAGAAGCUGUACGUCACCUCGGCCACGGCUUAUAGGAAUGAGGAGCCAGGAUGGUUUAGGAUAGUUAUCGCGCAUCCCAAGUCCGUGUUGGAUGAAGGUUUGAAGAGGCUGGUUGAAGCCUUGUCCUAAUAUGGGUGAAGAUUCAAACCAUAAGGGGAUGAAGCGCAAUGAGAAAGAUUUUGACGAUGAAUAGCUUGCUGCAGAUAGAUUAAGCUCGUGU
This is a messenger RNA of Fusarium verticillioides 7600, 1351 nucleotides long. RefSeq lists its product as hypothetical. Bases 1 to 1260 code for a protein of 419 amino acids. Gene Ontology annotation, biological process: amino acid metabolic process; biosynthetic process. Gene Ontology annotation, molecular function: pyridoxal phosphate binding; transaminase activity. The record is from RefSeq and is a predicted model, not a curated record. The transcript is spliced from 7 exons. NCBI's taxonomy places the organism in Eukaryota, Fungi, Ascomycota, Sordariomycetes, Hypocreales, Nectriaceae.